GAAACACGUUCUUUUACAGCUGAUGCCCGUAUGUAAACAACAAGAAUCAUGGCAGCCCCACUAUUCAGGAUCUCUACGAAGAUUGGUAGAUGGGUCUCCCAACCAUGGGGCACUUGCCAGGUAUGGCUGCAGAACAGGUCCACAUGGUCUGCACCAGAGAUGGCCUCAGACCAAGCUGCUGGCCUGAGAGUCUCCUACCCUCCCCUCCAGACUUUCUCUGAGGAAGAGGGAAUGAUGAGGGAUGCUGUGAAGAAGUUUGCCCAGGAGCGUAUUGCCCCUUUUGUGUCUAAAAUGGAUGAAAACUCCAAAAUGGAUGAUGAAGUGAUAUCCUCAUUAUUUGAACAAGGGCUGAUGGGCAUUGAGAUAGACCCAGAGUAUGGCGGCACUGGCUCCAGUUUCUUCUCUUCUAUCCUGGUAAUUGAGGAACUGGCUAAGGUGGACCCUUCUGUGGCUGUGCUGUGUGACAUCCAGAACACUCUCAUUAACACUCUGGUGGCCAAACUGGGGACCCCAGCCCAGAAGGAACAGUACCUCAGCCGACUCUCAACAGACAUGGUAGGUAGCUUUUGUCUUUCUGAAGCUGAGUCAGGUAGCGAUGCCUUUGCCCUGAAGACACGCGCUGAGAAACACAAGGACUAUUACAUCAUCAAUGGCUCUAAGAUGUGGAUCAGCAAUGCAGAGCAAGCAGGGGUGUUCUUGGUCAUGGCUAACGUGAACCCUUCAGCUGGCUACAAAGGAAUUACCUGUUUCAUCGUAGACAAAGACACAGAGGGGCUUCACAUCGGCAAGAAGGAAAAUAAGCUGGGCCUGCGAGCCUCCUCCACCUGCCCUCUUAACUUUGACAACCUCAAGGUUCCAGAGAAGAACAUUUUGGGGGAGAUCGGUCAUGGGUACAAAUACGCCAUUGGCAUGUUGAACGAAGGCCGGAUUGGAAUUGCUGCUCAGAUGCUGGGCCUGGCUCAAGGCUGCUUUGAUCAGGCUGUGCCAUACACCAGGCAGAGGGUGCAGUUUGGCAAACGGAUUUUUGACUUCCAGGGGAUGCAGCAUCAGAUAGCCCAUGUGGCCACUCAGAUUGAAGCAGCAAGGCUGCUGACCUACAAUGCUGCUCGCUUGAAGGAGGCUGAAAGACCUUUCAUCAAGGAGGCCUGCAUGGCCAAAUACUUUACUGCAGAGCUUGCAACUUUGACUACAUCCAAAAGCAUUGAGUGGAUGGGAGGAGUGGGCUUCACCAAAGACUACCCUGUGGAAAAAUACUACAGAGAUUGUAAAAUAGGAACCAUUUAUGAGGGCACAACCAACAUUCAACUCACCACCAUGGCCAAGUUCAUUGACAAAGAGUAUGAUAACUAAACAGACCUAGGAAGUUUCAAAUAGAGGCUGGCCACUUGCACUUAUUUUAGUGACACUCCUUGAUUUUAUCUAAAGACUGUAGUUGGGGUUUAGAGGUUUAAAAAGCAUUGCUAUAUCAGUUUUUUUAAUAAAACACUCACAAUCGAUCAUCCUUAUGUGUGUUAUAUGCUAUGUACAUUAUAUGAAUGUUUGCGGCUCCCAUCCACUAUGGAUUAUCAGGUUACAUUUGCCAGGCAGUCUAGUUCUGGUGUUGAUAAGGUGUUGUUAGGUUUUUCUUAAUCCCAGAAUAAUUUGCUGGGAUCCCAACAAAAAUGCACAUUGAACCGUAUAAAUGUCUCUGUAUUUUCCCUUUUGUUGUGUUUUCCCUGUUGUUCUGUCUCUUUCCCUUUAGGAGCGUAUGUGUUUCUAAUGAAUAACACUUUUGAAACUUUAUCAUCUUGACACAGAUUCUCAUUAUUAUUACUUGAUCCUGUUUUGCAGUACUUUGGGCUUUUAAGACCAUGAAUUUCUCAUGAGAGGCAUGCACUAAAGACCUGUUGUAUGGCUUUGUGUUUUCUUUUCUAUUAUAUUGUUGGCUUUCCUGAAAAGUGGGCCGUGAAAUUUGUCAGUGGCAUUUUGUUUAUGUAUGGUAAUUCUACGGUGGCCGACAUGUGCAAACGCGCUGCAAAUUAAGAAAACACAUGCAAAUAGACAAAACACAAGCAAAUUAAGAACACAUCUUCAUUAAUUUGACAACACAUGUGCAGCAUUCAGCAAACGUGCUGCAAAUACACACAACACAACCAAAUACAUAAACGCGUUGCAAAAACGAAAGCACGCAAACCAAAAACGCUGCAGUACAUCAACGCGUUGCAAAAACGAAAGCACGCAAACCAAAAACGCUGCAUCCAGUUUUCACAACGGAAGUUCUCCAGGCCGGAGCGAGAGAGCAUAUGAGAAGUUUGGACCAACAUCGAAGUAAAGAGGCGACAUAAAAAGGUUAGUAUUCAUUUUUACAUGUGGCCCUCCUCUUUAACAGUUUUUCAUAAGAGCAACUUCGAUUUUGGUCCCAUUUCCAAAACAAACUUCUCAUAUGCUCUCUCUCGCUCCGUGGGGCCGAAAAUCAAGCUGUUCCACUUAGCGCUCCCCCCAGAGGCCUGGAGAACUGCCGUUGUGAAAACUGGAUGCAGCGUUUUUGGUUUGCGUGCUUUCGUUUUUGCAACGCGUUUAUGUACUGCAGCAUUUUUGGUUUGCGUGCUUUCGUUUUUGCAACGCGUUUAUGUAUUUGCAGCGUGUUUAUGUGUUUAUGUAUUUGUUUUUUUUAAAACUACCAAUAUCCAGUAAGCUUUGGCCCUUUUUCCUAUGUUUGUUUUUGUCCAGUAUUCCUAUUCCUUUUGUUUCCUAGAGAGAACAACACACACACACUAACCACUACAAGGUUCAUAAAUAUGAUCAUUCAUCUGGAAUCCUUAGUCUUGCUUGUGCGGGAUGCCAGAACUCAAAUAAACCCAUAAAAUUAUA
This is a messenger RNA of Osmerus eperlanus (European smelt), 2850 nucleotides long. RefSeq names its product short/branched chain specific acyl-CoA dehydrogenase, mitochondrial-like. The record is from RefSeq and is a predicted model, not a curated record. Gene Ontology annotation, cellular component: mitochondrion. Bases 49 to 1350 code for a protein of 433 amino acids. Gene Ontology annotation, molecular function: acyl-CoA dehydrogenase activity; flavin adenine dinucleotide binding. The transcript has 11 exons. NCBI's taxonomy places the organism in Eukaryota, Metazoa, Chordata, Actinopteri, Osmeriformes, Osmeridae.